Messenger RNA from Tetrapisispora phaffii CBS 4417, 1293 nucleotides. RefSeq names its product tryptophan--tRNA ligase WRS1 (gene WRS1). Lineage: Eukaryota; Fungi; Ascomycota; Saccharomycetes; Saccharomycetales; Saccharomycetaceae. The record is from RefSeq and is a predicted model, not a curated record. Gene Ontology annotation, biological process: tryptophanyl-tRNA aminoacylation. Gene Ontology annotation, molecular function: tryptophan-tRNA ligase activity; ATP binding. The coding region runs from base 1 to 1293 and encodes 430 amino acids. Gene Ontology annotation, cellular component: cytoplasm. The transcript has a single exon.
AUGAGUGCUCAAGAUGUUGAACAAGUAGCUCAAGAUGUCAGCAAAUUGAAUGCUACUGAGGCCAAGAAGGAACAAGUCGUCACUCCAUGGGAUGUCGAAGGUGCUGUCGAUGAACAAGGUAAUGCCCAAGAAAUUGAUUACGAGAAACUGGUUAAACAAUUCGGUACCAAAGCUAUCAAUCAAGAGACUUUAGAUAGAUUUGAAAGAGUCACUGGUCAAAAACCACAUCAUUUCAUGCGCAAAGGUCUAUUCUUCAGCGAACGUGACUUCUCCCAAAUUUUGGAUCUAUAUGAACAAGGUAAACCAUUUUUCUUGUAUACAGGUAGAGGUCCAUCAAGUGAUUCAGUUCAUAUGGGUCAUAUGAUUCCAUUCUUAUUCACUAAAUGGUUACAAGAAGUUUUUGAUGUUCCAUUAGUCAUUGAAUUGACUGAUGAUGAGAAAUUCUUGUUUAAACAAAAAUUAACCAUUAAGGAUGUUAAAGGUUUUGCCCGUGAAAAUGCUAAGGAUAUCAUUGCUGUUGGUUUCAAUCCUGAGAACACUUUUAUCUUCUCAGAUCUGUCAUACAUGGGUGGUGGUUUCUACGAAACUGUUGUUCGUGUCUCAAGACAAAUCACAGGUUCCACCGCUAAAGCUGUCUUCGGUUUCAAUGACUCUGAUUGUAUUGGUAAGUUCCAUUUUGCAUCCAUCCAAAUUGCUUCUGCCUUCCCAAGUUCCUUCCCUGAAGUUUUGGGUUUACCAGAUAAAACACAAUGUUUGAUUCCUUGUGCUAUUGAUCAAGAUCCAUAUUUCAGAGUUUGUAGAGAUGUUGCGCAAAAAUUGAAAUUCACUAAACCAGCUUUGUUACAUGCCAAAUUUUUCCCAGCUUUACAAGGUUCUUCAACCAAAAUGUCGGCAUCUGAUGAAAAUAGUGCUAUUUUUUUAACUGAUACAGCCAAACAGAUCCAAAAGAAGAUCAACAAGCAUGCUUUCAGUGGUGGUCAAGGUACAAUGGAGUUGCAUAGAGAGCUUGGUGGUAAUCCAGAUGUGGAUGUUGCUUUCCAAUAUUUGUCAUUUUUUAAGGAUGAUGAUGAAUUCCUAAAGAAAACUGCUGAUUCGUACAGAAGUGGUGAAUUACUUUCUGGUGAAAUGAAGAAGUUAUGUAUUGAGACUUUACAAGAAUUUGUUAAGAAUUAUCAAGAACGUAGAAGUCAAGUCACUGAUGAAGUUUUAGAAAAGUUUAUGAGACCACACAAAUUGGUUUGGGGUCAAAAGGAGAGAUUGGUGCCUAUCAAGCCAAAGGAACCAAAGAAAUAA